Messenger RNA from Ctenopharyngodon idella (grass carp), 5562 nucleotides. It is a transcript of the gene mazb, whose product is annotated as MYC-associated zinc finger protein b (purine-binding transcription factor). The transcript has 7 exons. The record is from RefSeq and is a predicted model, not a curated record. Gene Ontology annotation, cellular component: nucleus. Bases 726 to 2129 code for a protein of 467 amino acids. NCBI's taxonomy places the organism in Eukaryota, Metazoa, Chordata, Actinopteri, Cypriniformes, Xenocyprididae.
AAAUAGGAGGGGGAGAUAGAGCCAUCCAUCCCUUUAAGAACAACUGGGACAUAGCGGAGAGAGGAAAAGGAGAGGAGGGGGUAGAAGAAAGAGGAAUUAAAAAAGAAAAGGAAGAAAGAGACAGGGAAGGGAGGGAGGAGAGAGAGAGAGCGCGCGAUAAAAAAAGAAAGAUGACAUCCUGUGAAUUGAAGCGCCGAGGUGGAGCGGCAGGCUGCGGCCGGGCUCGAGUGUUAUUCGUCCGGGUCACGGCUUGAAUCCUACAGCGAGGCUUCGACAAACACCCGAUUGGCCUGUCGGGGGGAUCGAGGAAAAAACACUGAUUUAUCCAUAGCAGCCUUUAAGUUUGACUAUUUAAAAUGCGUCAAGCGCAUUACGUAUAACCGCUAUUUUAACGUCUAAAUGCCUCAACUGCUGUUUUAUAAUGCAUGAUGUUAGCCUGUAGAAAUAACAUUAUUGGUUUCGGUUUUUAAGUCAUGCAAAUGAAUAAAUAGCACGUUGUUUUAAUGUCUCGGGUUAAAGUUGGAUAGGAGCAUAUUAAACACUAAAUAGUGUGCAUUAUUGCCUGCUAAUCCAGGCCGUUAAUUAAAUAUGCGAUUGGGGGAAUACUUAAAAAAACACAUCUAAACACUAAUUGCAAACUACAGACUAUUUAAAGGAUGUCAGUUGGUCGCUAUUAAUCUUGAUUAUUGUGUAGUUGAUUAUAAUAUUCAUCGCUGUGGAACAAAAUGGAUGCCGCGUGGAGCAAUUUUCUCUUCCAGACCACACCUUCCCAGACCCAAGUGGAGGGGACCCUCCAAUCAGAACUUCUGCCUGUCCACACGACCUCUCCUCAAACCCCGCCCAACGAACACAUAGCUCCGCCUCCAUCGACAGUGGACACUGCUGCUCUCAAUGAGGACCCUGUACCUGUGAAGCCAGUGUCCAGGACGGCUCGUGCGGCUCAUAUCUGCUCAAUUUGCAGUAAGCAGUUCAAGAACAGCUACAACUUGCGGCGCCAUCAAUCCGUCCACACCGGCAUCCGCAUGAAGGGGGGCUCCCAGAGCCAAGAGGCCGUGGCCAAAGAGAGUGCAGAAAGACACGCAGUCCCCCUCUCUCUCCUUCACCUCUCCAUACCCCAACAGCAACCCCAAACGCUGCCCCCUACUGCCGUGCUGCCCCCUCCCCACACACAAGUCCUGGCCACUCAAGAUGGAAAUGAUGUUGCCAUGGAGAGCGUGGCUUCCACUGUGACCGCCCUCCCUCCUCCGACUGCUGUUGUCAUGGUAACAGGGGAGCCUGUACAGAGGCCAGUAAACCAGAACCCCAACCCUGUGCGUAAAAACCACGCAUGUGAGACCUGUGGUAAAGCCUUCAGGGAUGUGUACCACCUGAACAGACACAGGCUCUCCCACUCGGACGAGAAGCCAUUUUCCUGCCCGAUCUGCCAGCAACGCUUCAAGCGGAAGGACCGCAUGAGCCAUCACGUCAGAUCCCACCAGGGAGGCGUGGAGAAGCCCUACGUGUGCCCACACUGUGCUAAAGCUUUCUCACGACCUGAUCAUCUCAACAGUCAUGUCAGACAGGUCCAUUCUUCAGAACGACCCUUCAAAUGUCCGACGUGUGAAUCAAGCUUUGCUACACGGGACAGACUGCGCGCUCACAUGAUCAGACAUGAAGAGAAGGUUCCAUGUCACAUCUGUGGCAAACUGCUGUCUGCUGCAUACAUCACGGAUCACAUGAGGGUGCACAACCAAUCACAGCAUCACUCCUGCCACCUCUGCAACCGCAGUUUCACCACGCUGACGUACCUGCGUGUUCACGCUCAGAAGCACCACGGUCAGGAGUGGAAGGAGAGCGGGGGAGGCUUCGGCACCACAGGCUCUGGAGGCGUCCUGGUCUGUCAGCUUUGCGGUGUGCACUGCAAGACCCCCACACAGCUGCAAGGCCACAUGGGUACCCAUAACCCCCCCGUGAGCGAUCCCAACUCCAUCAUCACCACCACAACCACCACCACCAGUGAGGCGGUUCCGGGGAGCACGGUCACCCUGUGCAACAUGGUCUCGGCACCCACGAUGUUCGUGAGCGGAAACACGGUGGUGGAUCUGCUGGUGACCGACUGCUCCAGCAUCAUCCCGCAACCUCAAAGCUAGCAGAGCAGGCCUGUAGCGCACACAUGCUAGUACUCACACAUACUACACACAGCUAAAAAAGUAGCUACUACACACAUGUAUGACUCAAAACAGCCAUUUAUACAAUUUAUUACACUAAAGAUCCACAAGAAGCCAAGGAGAAACUGUGAAAAUAGGCAUUCUGAGUGGGAGUUGCUCAUGCUUUAUGACAUGCACUCACGUACAAUGACAACUACUGUAGCAUGAUACAUUUUGAAAGAACACCUCUCAAUGAUGCACAUAUUAAGACACAGUCGCUUUACACUUAUCCUUCUCAAAACCAGAUUAAUAUGUACAUUUUCUUGUCUUGCUGAGAGGGCAGGAUGACUAUUUAGUCUUCCUAGGCUAUCUUGGCUUAACAAGAAGGAUCAGGGCAUAAAGGUGGGAAAACAGACUUAGAGGGCAGUAUUUUUACUUUAAAGCGGAUGUUCGCUCAUUUACUCACUUUUAUUCAGAUUUCGUAUGACUUUGUCACAAAAUUGAGCUUUUUUGUCCUUUUUGAAGCUUUGGAGGCUGUUGAUUUUCAUUGCAUGGAAGAGAGCAGCUCAGACAUUCUGCUAAAUUUCUUCUUUUAUGUUCUACGGAAAAAGGAAGUCAUAUGGGUGAGUAAAUGUUGGGUGAAAGAUCACUAUUAGUAUAAAAUGGCCACAUCACGCUGGUUUCUCAUUCGCUGUCAUCUUCUCCCUUUCGACUUCUCUGUUUUCAUCGCUGCAGGACUCUGAUGAUACUGUGAUUGUGUAUUGCUACUGUAUUUCUUUUGCCUGUAAUAUGAUUUCCUGUUUGUUUGCCAGACGUCCACCGCCAUAAAAAGGCCUCGAGAUCCAUUCAUAAGUCAUAAUAGUUCUGGUGACAAAAGACAAAAAGCAGAAGAAAGAGCUGAAAGGUGAAAACGAAAGGUUUCAUGAGGUGAAAGGAAAGUAGUAACGUUCAGCAAAGACAAUUACAUACGCACUAUGUGGCAGAUGGCAGGUUAUAUUUAACGCAAAACGUCCAUUUAAGUGUUUUGUCAUUGUGACAUUAUUUGUAUUAAAGUAGUUCACCCAAUUCUCUUUACCAUAAUUUCAAAACUAAACAAUGAUAUAGAAGUAUUUAUAUACUACCAUUUAAUAGUUUUUGAAAGAAGUCUCUUCUGCUCACCAAGGCUGCAUAUAUUUAAUCAAAAUACAGUAAAAUCCAUAAUAUUGCGAAUUAUUAAAAUUUAAAAUGACUGUAGUCUAUUUGUAUAUAUUUUAAAUAUAAUUUAUUCCUGUGAUCAAAGCUGAAUUUUCAGCAUUAUUACUCUAGUCUUCAGUGUCACAUGAUCCUUCCAUUUUUUUUUUUUUUUUUUUUUUUUUUUUUUUUAACUAAAAAUGUGUAUUAGUAGUAAUAUAAAAUGUUCAUGAAAAUAAUGUCACAAUGCCAAAAUCUUAGUAGACUAGUAGUAAUAGUAGUCCUAUUAUUAUUAUUAUUAUGAGACAUGAAAUGGAGAUUCACACAUCCAGUCAUGUCUGUACGGUACUGGCCAAAUAAUGUUUCUGUUUGAGUCUGUGUGACUUUGAAUUUGUCAUUAUCCAGACUACAAUUAUACUAGUUUAAACAAGCAUACAAGAUAUUUUUUGAAGGAAAUGUGCAGACUGCUCAUAAAUUACCUGAAAAAAUCUGCCUACGGAAAUCCAAAGUAAAAAUACCUUAACUGUUAGUUAGCUUCUUUUACAGGACUGUCCUAAAUAGUUACAUUUAGAAUGUAAACAUUUUAAUUUUUGAUGUUGUGUGAGACGCAGUGUUGGGGGUAACGCAUUACAAGGAACGCGAGUUACAUAAUCAGAUUAGGUUUUCCAAGUAACUAGUAAAGUAAUGCAUUACUUUUAAAUUUACAACAAAAUAUGAGUUGCUUUUUCAAAUAAGUAACGGAAGUUACUUCUUCAAAUUAUUGACUGACAGCUCUCCUGUCCCCAUGUUGAGAGAAAUCGAGAGUACGUGCCGAGGCGUUGUGUGCGCUGUGUGAACAUGAUGGUUAUUCUAGACUAAACGUGAACAUGCAUUUACUCAUUUACUACUUUUUCUACGUCUUAUUCUUCUGUAUUCUAGAAUGGCAGCACAGCUGAAAGGUUUGUUUGAGCUGCGCCCUCUACUGUACAGGCGUGAAUUUGCAUUUCCUUCAGCCUGAGGCUUAUUCAAUUUACUUUUGGUGUGAAAGGGCAGAAAAUAGAAUUAUUUUUGUUGUUAUAAAAACAAACAAACAGCCCAGCCCAGAUGUGACAAAGUAACGCUAACGUAACACGUUACUUUCCAUAAAAAGUAACUAAGUAAUGCUAUUAGUUAUUGUUUAGGGAGUAACGCAAUAUUGUAAUACAUUACUUUUAAAAGUAACUUUCCCCAACACUGGUGAGACGUGAUCGAACCUAAAAUAUUGUAGGAUGCUUGUUUGAGUGUAAUAAUUUGGCCAUGACUGUACUGUGGGCGUUUAAAAUAUACACGUUUUCCUUCUCUGAUUCUCCUCUGGUUCUAAUCCACGUGGACAUCUAUAGAAGAACAUGAAAUAUUGAAACUAUGAAUCCUCUGCCUGACUUUUCCUGUGUAACAUGAUGAGGUGCUGAACUAGGAAAUUCAAAGAGAGGGAAGGUAAUAGGAAGAAGUGUUUAAAGGCUUUGCUGUUUACUUCAGAUUUGUCCUCGUGUUAUUUAUCUGAGCAGCAGGCCGUCAGAGGAAAGGAGUGCAGCUGUUGUUACUGCUUCCACUGAGACUUUCAGCAAAAGGCUCUUUUGUAGAAGAUUGUUUUGUUUUGUUUUUUUUUCUUUUAUGAAUGUGUGAAUGGUGUGUUUAAAGAAGGGCUUAAUCAUGUGCGCUCAAGUAAAACUGAACUUCACACAAGGAAAUAAAACUCUUUACUAGCUCAAGGUUUAAAAACAAUGGAGAAGAAAAAAAGAUUCGUCUUGGUUUUGUACUGGAGUGAUUUGUUUGAUCAGUUUUAGUGUUGGUACUGUAUAUCUGGUUAUUCAUGAGCUUAAUUUGAAUAUGAGAUUUGUUCUUCCUGUCUAGAAACGUAGUUGUUAUUAUUAUAAGCUUCAGAUCAUAUUUAGGUUCUUCUUUUUAAUUUAGCAUUAAGCUGAAAUAAUACCUCUAAUCUCUGUACAGCUCUGGCAAUGCAUCUCAAUGCCUUAUUAUUGUACUCUACCGCAUUUAAUUUGUCAAACACUACAACUAUUUUAAAUUAUAGUCAAUGAUGAACCAGUAAAAAAGGAAAGUAAGAUAAUAAUGGGAUGUAUUUAUAUUUAUAUUUUUAUAUUUCUCAGCAGUAUGCAUGUCUAUAAACAGAGCAAAACAAAAAUGUUGAUGCUUACCAUGAUCAUGGAUAUUAUGUUAUUAUUUUGUAGAUGAUGUAGAACAUGUUAUCAUUUUGUAAUUUUGACUAUUAAAAGGAAAUGGAGUAAUCAUA